CGGCGUUAGGUUGACGAAGGACCCACUAACGGCGGCUCAUCGUUAAGUUUCAUGAAGAUUGUUUCUGCAAAUGAUACUUUAUCCAUCUGAAAUCUGAAUCAUCUUAUCUAACACGCCGUUUUGUGUUGGGCUAAGUGCUCUGUUUGCAGACCCUGAAGAACCUUGUGGGGAAGCCACAGAAAGGGAGCCAUGUUUCUGUACAACAUCACCCUGCAGCGUGCCACGGGCAUCACUCAUGCCAUCCAUGGAAACUUCUCAGGAACCAAGAUGCAGGAGAUUGUUGUUUCCAGGGGAAAGAUAUUGGAAUUAUUGCGGCCAGAUGCCAACACAGGGAAGGUGCACACUCUGCUCACAGUGGAGGUGUUUGGCAUCGUUAGAUCCCUGAUGGCCUUCAGACUCACUGGAGGAACCAAAGACUACAUUGUCGUCGGAAGUGACAGCGGUCGUAUUGUCAUUCUGGAAUAUCAUCCAUCAAAAAACAUGUUUGAGAAAAUCCACCAGGAAACGUUCGGGAAGAGCGGCUGCCGGCGCAUCGUCCCCGGACAGUUCCUGGCCGUUGAUCCGAAAGGCAGAGCUGUUAUGAUCGGAGCGAUAGAGAAACAGAAGCUGGUUUAUAUUCUGAACAGAGAUGCAGCUGCAAGGCUGACCAUCUCCUCUCCGCUGGAAGCCCACAAAGCCAACACACUGGUCUACCACGUCGUAGGAGUCGAUGUCGGCUUUGAAAAUCCCAUGUUUGCCUGUCUCGAGAUGGACUAUGAGGAAGCUGACAAUGACCCUACAGGAGAAGCUGCUGCCAACACGCAACAGACGCUCACCUUUUACGAGCUGGACCUCGGCUUGAAUCACGUGGUCCGCAAGUACAGUGAGGCUUUGGAGGAGCAUGGAAAUUUCCUCAUCACUGUUCCUGGUGGUUCAGACGGUCCAAGCGGAGUUCUGAUCUGCUCUGAAAACUACAUCACUUACAAGAAUUUUGGAGACCAGCCUGACAUUCGCUGUCCCAUCCCGCGACGCAGGAACGACCUGGAUGACCCGGAGCGUGGCAUGAUAUUUGUCUGCUCAGCAACCCACAAGACCAAGUCCAUGUUCUUCUUCCUGGCCCAAACUGAGCAGGGAGACAUCUUUAAGGUUACGCUGGAAACAGAUGAAGAAAUGGUCACAGAAAUCAGGCUGAAAUACUUUGACACGAUCCCUGUGGCGACGGCCAUGUGUGUCCUGAAGACUGGCUUCUUGUUUGUGUCUUCAGAAUUUGGAAACCAUUACCUUUACCAGAUCGCCCACUUGGGUGAUGACGACGAAGAGCCUGAGUUCUCCUCUGCAAUGCCGCUAGAAGAGGGAGACACGUUCUUCUUCCAACCCCGCCCCCUCAAGAACCUUGUGCUCGUGGACGAACAGGAGAACUUAUCACCCAUCAUGUCCUGUCAGAUUGCUGAUUUGGCCAAUGAAGAUACACCACAGUUGUAUGUUGCCUGUGGACGAGGACCCCGGUCUACUCUGAGGGUCCUUAGACAUGGACUGGAGGUAUCAGAGAUGGCUGUGUCUGAGCUACCCGGUAACCCCAACGCUGUGUGGACAGUUCGCAGACAUGUGGAAGAUGAGUUUGAUGCCUACAUCAUCGUAUCUUUCGUGAACGCCACUCUGGUUCUGUCCAUCGGGGAGACCGUAGAAGAAGUGACAGAUUCUGGAUUUCUGGGAACGACGCCCACUCUCUCCUGCUCACUGCUCGGUGAAGACGCCCUGGUGCAGGUGUACCCAGACGGUAUCCGCCACAUCCGAGCGGACAAGCGUGUGAAUGAGUGGAAGACUCCUGGCAAAAAAACCAUUGUCCGCUGCGCUGUGAACCAGCGGCAGGUUGUCAUCGCACUCACUGGAGGAGAGCUCGUCUACUUUGAGAUGGACCCGUCCGGCCAGCUGAAUGAGUACACCGAGCGGAAGGAGAUGUCUGCAGACGUGGUUUGUAUGAGCCUGGCCAACGUUCCACCCGGUGAGCAGCGCUCAAGGUUCCUGGCCGUGGGACUGGUGGACAACACUGUUCGAAUCAUCUCCCUGGACCCUUCGGACUGCCUACAGCCGUUGAGUAUGCAGGCCCUGCCAGCCCAGCCAGAGAGUCUGUGUAUUGUUGAGAUGGGAGGGGUCGAGAAACAGGAUGAACUUGGAGAAAAAGGAACCAUCGGCUUCCUCUACCUCAACAUAGGGCUUCAGAACGGUGUGCUGCUGAGGACUGUGCUGGACCCAGUGACGGGUGACCUGUCGGAUACCAGAACACGCUACCUCGGGUCACGCCCUGUCAAACUCUUCAGAGUCAGGAUGCAGGGGCAGGAAGCUGUGCUGGCAAUGUCCAGUCGCUCCUGGCUCAGCUACUCGUACCAGUCUCGCUUCCAUCUGACCCCUCUGUCUUAUGAGACUCUGGAGUACGCCUCUGGCUUUGCCUCCGAGCAGUGCCCUGAAGGCAUCGUGGCCAUCUCCACCAACACACUGAGAAUCUUGGCUUUGGAGAAAUUGGGAGCCGUCUUCAACCAGGUGGCCUUUCCUCUGCAGUACACUCCCAGGAAAUUUGUAAUCCACCCAGAGACCAACAACCUCAUUGUAAUCGAGACUGACCACAAUGCCUACACCGAGGCAACCAAAGCCCAGAGAAAGCAACAAAUGGCUGAGGAGAUGGUGGAGGCUGCUGGUGAAGAUGAACGAGAACUGGCCGCUGAGAUGGCUGCUGCCUUCCUCAACGAGAAUCUCCCAGAAGCCAUUUUUGGUGCACCUAAAGCCGGAGCGGGACAGUGGGCCUCACUGGUGCGUCUCAUCAACCCCAUACAGGGUACAACACUGGACCAGGUGCAGCUGGAACAGAACGAAGCUGCAUUCAGCGUUGCGGUGUGCCGUUUCCCCAACACAGGAGAUGAUUGGUAUGUUCUGGUGGGCGUUGCCAGAGACAUGAUCCUCAACCCCAGAUCAGUGAGCGGCGGCUUUAUCUACACCUAUCGGCUCAUCAGUGGAGGGGAGAAACUGGAGUUUGUGCACAAAACCCCGGUCGAGGACGUGCCUUUGGCCAUUGCUCCAUUCCAGGGUCGGGUCCUGGUGGGAGUGGGGAAACUGCUGAGAAUCUACGACCUGGGCAAAAAGAAGCUGCUUCGCAAGUGUGAAAACAAGCACGUUCCCAACCUGGUGACUGGCAUCCAUACCAUCGGGCAGCGUGUGAUCGUGACCGACGUUCAGGAGAGCCUGUUCUGGGUUCGCUACCGACGCAACGAGAACCAGCUCAUCAUCUUCGCUGAUGACACGUAUCCCCGCUGGGUGACCACGGCCUGUCUGCUCGAUUACGACACCAUGGCCUCUGCUGACAAGUUUGGGAACAUCACCAUUGUGCGUCUUCCACCCAACACCAGCGAUGAUGUGGAUGAAGACCCCACAGGGAACAAAGCUCUAUGGGAUAGAGGCCUCCUUAAUGGAGCAUCACAGAAGGCUGAGGUGAUCAUGAACUACCACGUAGGAGAGACGGUGUUAUCGCUCCAGAAGACCACUCUGAUCCCUGGAGGUUCAGAGUCCAUGGUCUACACCACUCUGUCUGGAGGCAUCGGCAUUCUGGUCCCAUUCACCUCACAUGAGGACCAUGACUUCUUCCAGCAUUUAGAGAUGCAUAUGCGCUCUGAGUUCCCGCCACUGUGCGGCAGAGACCAUCUCAGCUUUAGAUCCUACUACUUCCCUGUGAAGAAUGUGAUUGAUGGAGAUCUGUGCGAGCAGUUCAACAGUAUGGACCCUCACAAGCAGAAAAGUGUGGCAGAAGAGCUGGAUAGAACGCCACCCGAGGUCUCUAAGAAAUUGGAGGACAUUCGCACUCGCUACGCCUUCUAAACGUACACCAUCAUGCAGCAGGGGUGGACACACACACACACACACAUCCUUCUCUGCCAGUAUGUCAGGACACAGAUUGAUGGAUUGUUAUAUGGUUGACUGGGCAGACACCUUUUUAUUACACGGAAACCGAGCACAAGAUGUCACAUGGUUGUAUUUCCCGUUCAUUGCUCAGUUAUGAUGCAAGUCUCAGACAUCUCCUUUUACAGAUGUAAACACCCGCAAUUACAUCUAAAAGUGCGCAAACAUUCAGUACUGACGUCAUCUCCUCCACAUACAUACCUACUGACUCAACUACUGAGAAGUUUCUUUUAAGUUUCUCACACCUCCCUUGUACCGUUGUCAGCCACAAACCACGCGCAUGCAGCGACCCCAUUACAAGGAAACUUAGCGGGAAGUCUCGGUCAGGUCAGCGCUCUUACUUUGUUAGGUUGUGUUGCCACAAUUAUCUUUUAUUCACAGUAACGACUGUGUGAAAAUCAUUCAUCACACUCACAGCUGUCAUAAGCGUCGUUCACACAAAACUGUGUGAACCGAAAUCUCCCAAUUGCGGGACGAGCAACUGUCAUCUGCACCCUGAGAGUACACGCACACUGACCCUAAAUCCUCUGUGAGCAAGUGAAUACUUUUUUUUAAAUGCCAAGCAGAAGGGUGUAGUUAGGGACAGAAUGAGUAGAGAUCGAUGUCCCGCCGCCCGGACAGAAGACCCUUGAAAGCUGAGAAUAUUUUUCUUAUGUCUUAUUUAGCAAGAAGGUGUUUCUUUAGUUUGUGUGUCCUAUCUUUGUUCUCAGCUAAAUUAAACAUGUUUUUGUAUUGUAAGAUUUUCUUUUGUUUUGUGUAUUGCUCAGAGUUACGUUAUGAUUCAUAUACCAUAGUCCAAGAUGGUAUUAUUAAAUCUUUCUUAGCCCCUUGCCCUACCUGUCCGUGUGAUGCCAUGUCGGGCCCAGGCUCAUUAAAGCAUAUUGCUUACUUGCAACUGGGAACCAAACAAGCCAACGUCUAACCCACUGUAAGCCUCAGGCCGCGGCUCAAGAAAUGUUGCCAUACUGUGGCGUUAGACGACGGCUGAACUCAGACUAAAUAAGUGGGUGGAAGAACAGUGAAGGUUUGCACUGGGUGUUGUUCUUCUCAGUCCUGUAAAUUCCCAACCUCAGCCACAGGCGCAGACAUAGCAUUCCUCAGUAGUCACUGAAUUUAGGGGUUUGUGGGAUGGGGGCAGUGGUCUGUUUUUGUAAAUAAAUUUUUUUGUGUGCUUUUAUAAUACCAUGUGUUUGUGUCAUUUCCUGCCACUGUAUGUGCACAACCAUCACUCAGCCAAAUGAUUCAUGAGUGCGUUUGUCUCAAUCAUUAUCAUCAGAGGUCCAAUAUUACGUUUUAUGAUUUGUUUUGGUAUCAGCAUAGGGAUAGUAGUUAAUCUUUGUAUUAAAAUUGAAUUAAAAUUUGAUUUAGACCUUGUAUUCAUAUCAUUGUGCACUAACUGGCUGAACACUGACUCGGGUGUUAAAUCUGUUGACGGCUCUGGAGUGCGUUUCCUUGUCAAGUUACACAGUGAGUCACCAAAGUGCAGCGAUUGACAGGAACCUUCCCUUCAGGAUUUAAGAAAGCUUUUCUUCUUUGCCAUACAUUGGCAUCUUCUCACCUUGGUAUUUUUAAUUAAAGAAAUGGUUAUAAAUAUUGAA
Molecule: messenger RNA, 5522 nt
Organism: Cottoperca gobio
Lineage: Eukaryota; Metazoa; Chordata; Actinopteri; Perciformes; Bovichtidae
Gene: sf3b3
Product: splicing factor 3b, subunit 3
Exons: 27
Coding region: 190-3843 (1217 amino acids)
Cellular component (GO): nucleus
Molecular function (GO): nucleic acid binding; protein binding
Source: RefSeq, a predicted model, not a curated record